AUGAAAUCAUUAAACUUUGGUAUUCUUGGUCAUGUUGAUAGUGGUAAGACAACUCUUUCUAAAGUGUUAUCAGAGAUAGGAUCAACUGCUGCGUUUGAUAAACAUGCUAAAAAUCCAAAUAUCCGUGCUAAUACUAUUGAUUUAGGAUUUUCUUCUUUAAUUGUAUCAGAGAAUAGGAUAUGCCUUUUAGAUUGUCCUGGGCAUGCUUCUUUAAUUAAAACAGUCCUCUCUGCUGCGUCAAUUUUUGAUGGUGCAAUUAUUGUGAUAAAUGCUACUAAAGUUAAUAAAAUUGAUUUGGUUGAGGAAGAGAAAUGGAAAAAUACUAUUAAAAAAUUACCAUUAUUAUUGAAAAAAUUAGGUAUAUCAGAGAGUACUCAAAUUAUAGGAAUGUCAUUGAAAGAUAUUAAUAAUGUUGGUGUUACACCUAUAAUAGAAAGUUUAAAAAAAAUUAUUUAUAAUCCAAUACGUGACAUAAAAAGUUCUUUUUUAAUGUAUGCUGAUCAUUGUUUUUCAAUCAAAGGCAAAGGUGAUAUAAUCACUGGUACAAUAAUUUCAGGAGUAAUAAAAAUUGGAAUCCAAUCAUGGAAAGUUCCUGUUAAAGAGGGUUUAGCUGGUGAGAGGGUAGCAUUAUUGGUAUCUUCUCUUGACACAACAUCAUUGUCAAGAUUUAUUGUUUGUGAAAAAAAUGUUGUAAGAAAAGUUUCAAAGAUACUUGUUAAUGUUAGAAGAAUUGAACAGUUUAAAAGUAAUAUAAAUAGUAGAGGAAAAAUUCAUUUGUUUGUUGGAUUUGAAAUGGUUAUGGUUGAAUGUUUAUUUUUAAAAAGUGAUGGAAAUGAUUAUGAGUUACAGGAUAAAUUGGAAUCAUCUACUACACAUGCAAUCUUAAAAUUAAACAAUUCAAUAUUUGUUGGAGAUAAAUUAUUUUACAUGACAGCUAAACUUGACAUUCAAGAUACUCAUGCAUGUAGAUUUGCUUUUUAUGGAAAUAUUGAAAAAAUUCUUGAUACAGAUAAUGAUAUACUAUUAUACAAGUGUAAACAAAAAGAGGGAACUGUUGAUAGAAUUGAAAAUGAUAAUACAAUUAUCUGUAAAGAUAUGUUUAAAAAAGAAACAAAAAUUGAAACAUUUUUAAAUAUGUCUGUUAUUUUUGAUAAUGGUAUUGAAGGUAAAAUAGAGAGUACAUUUGGUAAAACGGGUAAAUUUAAAGUUAUUUCAAAAAACCCAUUAUCAAAUGAUGAUAUUGGUAAGAUGAAAAAAGCAAAAAUUUAUUUAUAUAUGAAAAAAUAUCUUCAUAAUCAAUCACUUAAAUCUUACAUUCCAUUGAGAAUUGAACAGUAUGAUGAAAAAGAUUAA
Strongyloides ratti is the source of this 1353-nucleotide messenger RNA. RefSeq names its product Selenocysteine-specific elongation factor. The record is from RefSeq and is a predicted model, not a curated record. NCBI's taxonomy places the organism in Eukaryota, Metazoa, Nematoda, Chromadorea, Rhabditida, Strongyloididae. Bases 1 to 1353 code for a protein of 450 amino acids. Gene Ontology annotation, molecular function: GTPase activity; translation elongation factor activity; GTP binding. The transcript has 4 exons. Gene Ontology annotation, biological process: selenocysteine incorporation.